Molecule: messenger RNA, 990 nt
Organism: Olea europaea var. sylvestris
Lineage: Eukaryota; Viridiplantae; Streptophyta; Magnoliopsida; Lamiales; Oleaceae
Exons: 6
Coding region: 1-990 (329 amino acids)
Molecular function (GO): protein dimerization activity
Source: RefSeq, a predicted model, not a curated record
AUGACUUUUGGAGUAACAAUUAGACGAUCCAAUCCUUCAUGGUUUAAAGAGUUCAGUAGUUGGUUGGAGUAUAGUGUAGAGAAGGAUGCUGCUUAUUGUUUGUAUUGUUAUCUUUUCAGAACAAGUUCUGGAAAGCAAGGGCACUCAUUUCGAGGUCAUGAUGAAUCUGAGGAUUCUCUCAAUCCAGUUGAUGAAUCCCAUGAUGUGUCAAUAAAGGAACAAAUGUCUAUUGUUUUAUAUUAUGUAGACAAUAGUGGGCAUGUCGAUGAACACUUCAUAAGGAUUGAACAUGUUACAUGUACCACGGCUCUAUCACUCAAGGCUGCAAUUGAUAAGGUAUUUUCUAGAUAUAACCUGAGCAUGUCUAGAUUGAGAGGACAAGGUUAUGAUGGAGCAAGUAAUAUGCAAGAUGUACUUGCAUUGAUUGUUGAAGAUGAAUCUUGUUCUUGUGAUCAAAGAUCUGAUGCAACAAAUUUAUUGGAGUCGAUACAAAAAUUUGAUUUUGCAUUUAAUCUACAGUUGAUGAGAAAUGUCUUGGAGAUGUCAAAUGAACUGUCAAAGGCAUUGCAAAGGAAAUAUCAAGAUAUUGUGAAUGCAAUGCAAUUGCGUAAUUCUCCAGAAAUUACAAAUUUACAUCAUUACCAAGUAGAUUUGUUCUACUCUGUCAUCGAUUUACAACUUCAAGAAUUGAAUGAUCGUUUCUCGAAGGUAAAUACAGAAUUUCUCUGCAGUAGAUGUCAUUUACUUAACGAUCAACUUGAGACUUAUAUUUUUAAUAUGCACUCUAACAAAGAGUUUGAAGGGUUGAAUGACCUUGGUGAUCUUGCGGAGAAGUUAGUUCCGACAAAGAAAGAUAAGGUAUAUCCAUUGGUUUACAGACUUUUGACUUUAGCAUUGAUUUUACCGAUUGCUACUGCUACUGUGGAGAGAGUCUUUUCUGUAAUGAGUAUCGUAAAGGAUAGAUUGUGCAAUCGGAUGGGUGAUCAGUGA